Trichoderma asperellum CBS 433.97 is the source of this 436-nucleotide messenger RNA. NCBI's taxonomy places the organism in Eukaryota, Fungi, Ascomycota, Sordariomycetes, Hypocreales, Hypocreaceae. The record is from RefSeq and is a predicted model, not a curated record.
AUGAAGCUGAUGUAUUUCUGGUCUCGCAUCGACCUCCUCCUACCAUAUGGCAACUUCACUACAGACGCUCGCCGCCAAGUCUGGCAGAAAUUUGCCAAGCGCGCUGGUGGUGCGGAGAGAUUUAACGUUAGAUAUAAGGAUUACAAUCGACUCUCGGUGCUAGAACUAAACGGCCGUGAGAUCAAAGACUUGGUCAAAAGCGCAAGAUUGUUCAGCAUGGAGAGCGAGAAGCACUUGACAGCUAAUAGGCUGGUUCAGCUUGCGGAAAUGAGGAUCGAAGCAAUGAAUAUGCUAAAUGGCGACGGAGAUAUGGUCUAGAGAAUUGUCUUGGACGGAGAAAGCGACGGAAGAGAUGAGAAAUCUUAGCACAUGCUACACAUAAUAGUUUCCGGUUCAUAGUUUAUUGAUGACAGGAUGGUAAUCCAUUCACUUCUAG